Bactrocera dorsalis (oriental fruit fly) is the source of this 1310-nucleotide messenger RNA. RefSeq lists its product as uncharacterized. Bases 342 to 1070 code for a protein of 242 amino acids. Gene Ontology annotation, biological process: regulation of transcription by RNA polymerase II. NCBI's taxonomy places the organism in Eukaryota, Metazoa, Arthropoda, Insecta, Diptera, Tephritidae. Gene Ontology annotation, cellular component: nucleus; transcription regulator complex. Gene Ontology annotation, molecular function: DNA binding. The transcript is spliced from 2 exons. The record is from RefSeq and is a predicted model, not a curated record.
UUUUAAGUGAACAAAUCUUAAGAUUAACUUUCAUUGUAAAGAAACCCGAUAAAAAUGUUGCCUACCAACAAAACUACCAAAUGCAGUUGAAGUUACCGAUUUUGGUGCAAUCGGACCAAAACGGCAACGCUAUUGCAGAGUGGACGCUGAAAGCCAAGCCGAGCGCAAAACUGACGAAUGCGAGAAAUAAGCAGCGAGAAAGUGGAAGCUGGCCGAAGCUGAACGUAAAUGCAAGAAACCAGUACUGAAGUGUUUUUCAGCGCUGACUCGCAUUGAAAUUGCGCGUGUUAUUCAGUUGAUUUUAAUGCAAUUCGUGACUAUAUGUGAUUUUAAGCACAAAUAUGGAUAUUAACUUAUUGAUAAGUGAAGUUUUUGCUCGCCCUGCUCUAUGGGAUCGAAAAAAUAAAAAUUAUCACAAUAGACAACUGGUUGAACAUCUAUGGAAAUCCGUUGCAAGAGAAAUGAAUUUAAAGAAGGAAGAGGUAAAGAAAAAAUGGAAGUAUAUUCGCGAUCAAUUUCGAGCUGAAUUACGUAAAAUAUCUGUUCCGAUAUCUGCAGAUAGUGCUAAUAUGGAAUCAGAGUUUAAUUCGAAGUGGCCUUACUUUAAACAGCUAUUAUUUUUAAAAGACCAAAUAAAGAAAAUAAGUACUAUACCGGAUGAAAGUGGUAACGAAGAUCCACUCGAAGUAAAUGAUGAUAUAAGUAGUUGGAAUAUAUCUCAAGUCGAAGACACGGACGAUAGCUGCGAUAAAUUUGAACUCAAUAUUCCGCCUCCAACGAAAAAGAAAUAUUUAAGUCAGACAAAGAAUACUUCGCACCUAUUGGAAAUUGAAAAACGUAAAUUACGCUUACUUGAACAGAAACACUCAGAAAACAAAUACCGAGAUGAAGAUCAGGCCUUUUUUGAAUCUCUUCUGCCGCAUAUUCGUAAAUUGGAACCCGAAGCUAAAUUGUUAUGUCGAAUGGAUAUUCAGAACAUUGUAUAUAAUCAUGUAUACCAAAAAAGUAAAAAACAACCAAUAGGUGGCACAUACACCCAAACGCCAGUUUCUAAUGAUAAUUUACAAUAAGCAGUUGUAACUUCAUCCAUCAGCAAUUCUUCAGGCCCUAAUGUGUUUACUUUGGAUUUGACGUCGACUCAACAGUUGCAGACAAACUCUAUUACUUCAAAUGAAUAUGUUAACAUAUAAUAUGUCUAUUUCAACAUCUCUUAAUUGUCAGUAAAUCUUUUGCGUUAGAGUCUAAGUGCCUGUACAAUGUGAAGUAAAGUAAUAAGUUUAAUAAAAUUUAAAUAUCUCACUUUAUAGUUA